UAACCACGAAAAAACUUCCCAGUCUGAUCUCAUGAAACAUGGAUACUUCGUUCUACCUAUCCACGGUCGAACUUACACAGCCUCAACAUCGUCUUCUAUAAAGGUUCUACGCAACUCCACCAUAACCUCGUCAUCUCCUCUCUAGUCUCACGUCUCUAUCCACUCUACGAACAACAUGACGCACCACUCUUCCAUCUCCCACUUCGGAGGACACCACAGCCACCACACAUUUCAUCACCAACCUAGCCAUCAUGGCCAUCACGCCCAUCACCACCAUCAUGGUCAUCACAAUCACCACCAUCACCAGAACCAACCCACCACCGUUCUCCCAUACCCCAUCGUACUUCCCCAAUGGCAGCCGCCCUCUACCCCAAUAACAGUCAUAAAGAAACCCUAUAAACCAGCGAAGUACUGCAACCGCUGCAAGGGCGGUGAUCAGACCGCGGUCUGCACCUGUCGCCCUCAACGCCGUUGGCGAAGAUUUUUGUGUGGGAUGUAGGGAGGGAUCUAAUCGUGGCGGAUGGCUGUGUGUACUGCUUUGUCACGGUUUAAAAUACUUGAGGACAUCUUUAUGAGUCUGUAAAAGUGAUCAGAAUAUUGAAAAGGACCCUAUUG
Molecule: messenger RNA, 615 nt
Organism: Mytilinidion resinicola
Lineage: Eukaryota; Fungi; Ascomycota; Dothideomycetes; Mytilinidiales; Mytilinidiaceae
Exons: 2
Coding region: 176-499 (107 amino acids)
Source: RefSeq, a predicted model, not a curated record